Jatropha curcas is the source of this 1275-nucleotide messenger RNA. Its product is annotated as bark storage protein A. Lineage: Eukaryota; Viridiplantae; Streptophyta; Magnoliopsida; Malpighiales; Euphorbiaceae. Gene Ontology annotation, molecular function: catalytic activity. Gene Ontology annotation, biological process: nucleoside metabolic process. The record is from RefSeq and is a predicted model, not a curated record.
AUGAGCCUCUAUCUAUAUAUGUAGUCCCCAGCUCUAAAGCUCUGUACUCGUACGGAUCCUACCCUCCGAAAAUUGAAGAAGAUGGGUGCUUUCAGAGUUGUUUUGAUGUUAGUUUACUGUGUUAUAAUGGUUAGUGAUUUUAGUGAAGCAAAUCUACAUGGAGCAUUAUCAGCAUAUAAAAGAAAACUGAUUGAUCAGGCAAACAAGGAUGGUCCUUAUCUGGGUUUGGUCAUUCCCAACCUUUUUGAGAUGAAUCCUCUUCUUCAAUCUCCAAAUUUCACUGCUACUGACCUCAUCAUUGAUUUUUCUGGAAGGAGAUUUCGGUUUGGAACCAUAGCUGAAAAGAAGGUUAUAUUGGUGAUGACAGGACUAAGCCUGAUAAAUGCAGGUGUAACCACACAGCUACUGCUGAGCUUUUUUAAUGUAAACGGAGUUGUUCACUAUGGAAUUGCUGGAAAUGCUAACCCUUCUCUUAAUAUUGGAGAUGUUACUAUUCCUCAAUAUUGGGCACAUUUAGGUCUUUGGAGUUGGCAGAGGUACGGAAAAGGUCCCAAAGAUGAGCUGCCAUUAGAAUCAAAUGGUGACUACACAAGAAAAAUUGGGUACAUUAAAUUUGCAAAUUACAGUACGAAUGUGAGUGAGUGUGGUUCACAUGAUAACUUGUUGAACAAUGUUUGGUACCAACCUGAAGAAGUUUUUCUAGUGGAUGCAACUCCUGAAAAUAGGGGACAUGCCUUUUGGGUUCCUGUUGAUUCCAAUUACUUUCAAAUUUCCAAAGCUCUGGAGAGCAUGAAACUACAAGGAUGCUUGAACUCAACAACAUGUUUAUCGGAGACACCGAGAGUGGUGACAGUAGAAAGAGGAGGAAGUGCAAGCAUAUACUUAGACAAUGCUGCUUAUCGUAGCUUCAUAUAUAAAAAGUUCAAUGUAAGUCCAGUAGAGAUGGAAACUGCAGCUGUGGCUUUGAUUUGUCAUCAGCAGAAAAUUCCUUUUAUUGCUAUUAGGGCUCUUUCAGACUUGGCUGGUGGUGGAUCUGCCCAUUCUAAUGAGGCUGACACUUUCACCUCUCUUGCUGCUAACCAUUCUGUUGCUGUCGUUUUGGAACUUAUCAAGCGUUUGCCAUUAACCAAGAGGCAUUCUUAGAGAUGAUUAAUUAAUUAUUUGGCCAAGAGGGGGUCUUGCCCACCAUGAUUAGGGUUGUCAAUGUUUAAACCCUAACUUCUGCAUUACGAUUAAUUACAAUAAAAUUUUUAUUAAUGUGUUAGUCUUUUACUA